UAGCCGAGAGCUGAAGAGAAUAAAAAAAAACGGGCAAUAAUCCUAUUUUUUAUUCUUUACUCUUCGUUAUUACAGUUUGAUGUUAGCUGUCCAUAGACUGAUUAUUCCUCUUUGGCAACCUUUGUUAUUCCUGGCACUGUUGUAUUUAGUAAACAAACAAAAACAUGUGUUCUAACCUCAACUGUGAUACAAUGGUCGUCUAGUUUUAAUCAGAGCGCAAUUAGUUAAUACAGUGUUGAAUCCUCAUGAAAUUCCGUUUUGCACUGAUAUUGUUGUUACAUUUGUAUUGCUGUUGUAAAGGAGGGCAAAUUGUUUUGACAAAACAAAAUCUACAAAAGUAAUGUUUCAACCAUGGAGCUGGAUCUACUUGGUGUGUUUCCUGGACAUUUUCACUGCGGCGAUGAUCAUGUCAGCAUUUGGCAUACACUUACGUGCACAAGGAAUCUCACACAUGAAUAUCGGACUGUUCAAUUCCGUCUACAGUUUUGCUCAGCUUGUAUCUGCACCUAUUGUCGGCAGUUGGAGUGACAUCCAUGGGAGACGCCUUGUUCUUUGUCUCUCCAUUAUUGUAUGCUCUAUAGGUUAUAAACUUCUAGGUAUUACUACUUCGUUAUACGUUAUUUUAAUUGUUCGUUGUCUUAUUGGAAUGUUCAAACACGUUCAGACAAUAUGUAGAGCUUCUGUAGCAGAUAUUGUUCCUGCAGAGAGAAUGGCAAAUGUCUUAGGAUUGAUAAACAACUUCACUCCAUUUUCAUUCAUGUUUGGACCCGUUAUGACCGGAUUCAUUAUGGACGUUGAUGGUGGAUUUGAUCAUCUUACUACAAUAGUAUUGGUAACAUUUAUUCUCAACUUUUUAGUUGUUCUACUGUACUCAAAUACACCUGACAAUGCCGCUAUUAACAAAGACAUUUCACAAAAUAGUGGUUUUGUAGGCAAACUUACUGAAGUUUUCAAACCAUUGUUUAAUAUAAACUGGAACAAGUUAUGGUCCAUAUUUUUCAUAAAGUUUUUAUUUAUUUUGACGGACGAUAUGUUUUUUAAAAAUGUAAACAUAUUAAUUAUAGAAAUUUACGGUAUAACACCUCGAUACAUUGGAUAUACUUUUUCUUGUUAUUUCUUAACAAUGAUGUUGUUUAACUUAGGUGUUGACAAGAUUACAAAAUUGUCAAUGUUACCAAAGAAGCCUGCAAAAAUGAUAGUACUCCUACUUAUGUUGUUGUCAUUGUCUCUGUACUGGUUGUAUAUCGCUAGCAACUACACUCAGUUUGUAGUCGGUCUAGUGCCGAUGGCAUGUAGUAAUGUUCUAACUCGAAUAAUGUUGACCAAGAUGGUGUUAGAGCGGAGUGAUGAUAGUUGUAGAGGUUCUGUGAUAGGAGCUUCAAGCAGUGUAGCGGCUCUAGCUCGCACUAUCUCCCCUCUACUGUCUGGCCUAGUUAUAUCCUGGGGAGGAGUGUCUUUCGUGUUGUUAAUAUCUUCCCUUAUAUCUGCGAGUGCAGGUUUGUUAACGGUUUUCCACUCACACCAGUCGCAUACAAAAUUACAUUAAAAAUGUGUUUAAGACAAGUAAGUAGGGUCCAAAGGCUUAAAGGAUUAAGAUGUAGAUGAUUAAUAAUAAAUAAUAUAUACUAUAAAGAAGUAUUUAGUAAGUUCUUGAUGUUCUCGUAAUUGAUUUUGUAUUAGAGUUUUGGCUAUACUAUAUUUAAAAAUACUUUAUUUGUUAUCAGUAUUAAGGUUUUAUUGUUUUUUUUUUUCAUUUCUGAAUGACAAAUAGUCAAGUCUUUAUUUCCUGUAAAAUUUAUAAACAGCAAUGGAAACUGUGAAAGUAUUUCACCUCUAAUGUUAUUAAGUCCAUUGCCUUUAAAUUUCAAGAUGUGUCAGAAGUAUGAGUUUAAUGUUUCUUUUAGUGAGCCAAAAUGUUGGAAAGGUUUUUAAUUACAAUAGAUAGUCCAUAAUAAUUAUUGAAUAUGAGGUAAUUGGCUGGGCGUUAAGCAAAACCUCUCCAUUUGAUUGCUAAUGAACAAAAUCUUAUUUCUGUCUACCUGUACACAUGAUAAAUGUCAAACGAGUUGAAAUUUAGAAGUAUUAUUUUAUGUUUGUCAAAACGUUUUUCUGGUUAUGUUAGUCUUAUAGACAACCAUAUUGGCAAUAGAUAAAACACAGGUGAACAAAUUAGUUUACAAGUAGUUAACAGAGAAUAUUGUAAUCAUUAGUCAUAAAAAUUAGUUUUCAGUAACUUAUCAACAUGUGUGAUGAAAUCACUUUGUUGGAUUGGUUGGUUUCAUACAAAGCCUGAACGUUUUAACGUAACCUGCAAUCUCAUUUUCAUAACUAGCUAAACUAAAAAGGGCUUCUUUUAUUGUGUUAUGUUGACUGGGGUUACUAAUUAAAAGUGAGAUGGAUGGAGCAUGAAACUUAUGUGUGAUAGUUCAAACGUUUCUAUUAACUCGCUUUCUUGUCUGUUACACAUAUUUUAUUGACUUUUAACAACUAUGUGAAGACUUAGUGACUUGAAAUUUGUAACAUAGCUCAAAACUGCAAACCAGUGCUAUAAUAUGAAACUUAACACUUUUACAUAAUAAACACUAGAAUAUAUUCUUAUUUACUUCCUAGAAUAUCACCUGUAAAACAGAGAGAAUAUACAUUCUGCCACCAUCAAAAUUCAAUAGAUGUUUGUCACUGGAACAUACAGUUUUAUUUAUUUGCAUGAUUUCACAGUCACAAAUUAAUUCUGUUUGUAUCUACUUAUCUAUAGAAGGUGUAAAAUUAAAUGUUACUAUAAAUUUAUUCAUAGCAAAAUCUACAUUUGUGCCUUUAAAACGUUAUGAGCCAUUUUUAAUUAAUCACUACAAAGUUUAAUUGUCUGAGCAUUUAGCUAUAGUACAAGACAUAUCAUUGCAAUCCUGGUUUGUGGUAAAUAAACAGUUUUUUAAUGCUUUUAGACCAAGGAUAUUUUGUUUAAACUUCAUACAAGUAUUAAAGAUUAGUUUCUGGCAUUAGCACUAGUAUUAAAAUUAUUAAUUGAGAUCACUUUACAUUAUUAAUAAAUAAUAAAGCCAAACGUCCAGGCUUGCGAUAUGAUGUCUUGUACUAUAGUCUCUCCCACCAGUCGAUGAUGAAAGCAGAUUUCUGUUGUAGUGUGUGUCCGUAUGUGAGGUGAACUUGAAGCCUCCCACGAUGAUCUGUAGUCUGGCGAGCAUUAAUAUUUGUAUUAACAUUACAUUGAGAUUGAUUCAUAAACACAAUGCAGAAGUACACCUUCUGUGAAGUGCCUUUGUAAAAGGCUUUCCCAAGUUUCAAGGUCAUGGGAGUUUCAUAGACGGCGUUUUGGUGGGUUUAUCCAUUGUCUGAAAGCUACUUAUGCCUAAAAGUACUAAAAGUUGCUCUAUUCAUGCCAGGAGGACCGCUGCCCCUUUGGAUUCCACACUUUUUUGAGGUUAUCGAUAUAUUGUUGGUGGCGUACUUGUCUGAUACAGGAUAUCCUAUAAUGCUAAACAUAGUAUAUAGCUCAAUUCGUUCUCGAGAUAUUCCCCUUCACAAAUGUUUAACCAAAUCCUUUUCGAGGGACAUGCACCAUUACCAGAAUUAGUCCUGCGUAUGUAGAAAUGUUGUUAAUGUAAAUUUUCGAGUUUAUAGCUCAGUUCAUUCUUGAGAUGCUUACAAAUCUUUAAAACUCACUAUUUUUCAUCUAAAAUUUAGAAAAUGUCCUGGGGCAAGACCCCAGUAGGUGAAUACUUUUAAAUCCAUAAUUUUUUUCCUAAUGUUAUUACAAUUUAUAUUGUGUUUUUAAACUAAGUGUCCAUAUUUUCAUUCCAUUUGUUGAUAUAUUUAUUUUAGUCAUAUAGAAGACAGAGUAUUAUUUUCUGCAUGCAAAUUUUUUAUGGUUUAUAGGAAGUAGGCUGCUAUUCAUUCUUUAAAUUAAAAACUGUUGUUUUCAUAAAUUUAUAUUGUUAUUUUUGUAAAUUAAAUUUACUGUUAAUUUAAAUGACAAAAGUAUUAAGGUUAAUAGGUAGUUAUUGUUAUUAUUGAUUAUGGAUAACAAAUGGUCUGUGAUAUAUUGUUCUCUUCUUGAUAAUGCUAUGCAUGUACAAUUUUAUUGAAUAAAUCUUUACUUUUUUGA
Molecule: messenger RNA, 4117 nt
Organism: Homalodisca vitripennis (glassy-winged sharpshooter)
Lineage: Eukaryota; Metazoa; Arthropoda; Insecta; Hemiptera; Cicadellidae
Product: major facilitator superfamily domain-containing protein 9-like
Exons: 2
Coding region: 341-1546 (401 amino acids)
Biological process (GO): transmembrane transport
Molecular function (GO): transmembrane transporter activity
Source: RefSeq, a predicted model, not a curated record